Aspergillus terreus NIH2624 is the source of this 669-nucleotide messenger RNA. Its product is annotated as glycoside hydrolase family 75 protein. The transcript is spliced from 4 exons. NCBI's taxonomy places the organism in Eukaryota, Fungi, Ascomycota, Eurotiomycetes, Eurotiales, Aspergillaceae. Gene Ontology annotation, molecular function: chitosanase activity. Bases 1 to 669 code for a protein of 222 amino acids. The record is from RefSeq and is a predicted model, not a curated record.
AUGGAUGUGGACUGCGACGGGGUUAACUCAGACUGCAAGGGAAGCACAACCAGCCAGACCCAAACAAACUGGGGCGCUCUGUCCGCAUAUGAAGUUCCUUACAUUGUUAUUCCAGACAGAUUCCUGUCCGCGAAUAGCGAGAUGCUCCCGGGGAAUAACGUGGCGGCUGUCAUAUGUGAUGGGAAAAUGUUUUAUGGGAUUCUCGGCGACUCUAAUGGCCAUGACCCUCAGAUCACUGGCGAAGCCUCUUGGCUCAUGGCGAGGACUUGUUUCCCAAAUGACGACCUAAGCGGAACAAAGGGGCAUACCGAUCUCGAUGUCAUCUAUAUUCUAUUCACCGGCAAACAAGCCGUGCUCCCCAACAGCGCCGUGAACGAGCACUACAUUACCGACUUCGGCACAUUGAGACAUAUGGGGGACAAUUUAGUCGAUGCCCUUAUGUCCAACUUGACCCCUUCGACGGGAUCUACCACGACUUUGACAUCGGCUGCCACACCAAACUGGACAUGGGGUACCGCACCGACGCGGACAAAGCCUCCUACACAGACUACGGGCCCCACAUCUUUCGCUACAGGUCUGUGGGUGGACUACGCGAGCAGCGUACUUCAGAUGCACAUGUGUCUCGCGGCCUAUUUCGCGUAUACUUUUGCCAGCUGCUAUUUGUUUUGA